Molecule: messenger RNA, 1626 nt
Organism: Balaenoptera acutorostrata (minke whale)
Lineage: Eukaryota; Metazoa; Chordata; Mammalia; Artiodactyla; Balaenopteridae
Gene: MORN3
Product: MORN repeat containing 3
Exons: 7
Coding region: 282-1007 (241 amino acids)
Source: RefSeq, a predicted model, not a curated record
ACGUCCUUCCUCGUCGCAGGAGGCUCUGCAGCCUUCCCCACACGCGGCCCCGAACUCACAGUCUCCGCAGGAAGGGGCGGGACCUGCCGGCUGGCUUUGCUGGGGCCCCGCGUUGCCAUAGCGACCCCGGCCCGGCUUGGGACGCCGGAACGCGCGCUGCGGACGACGAUUGAGGUUGGAGGCUGCGGGCGGCGACUCCACCGCUCUCGGCCUAGGACCCCAGAUGCAGGAUCCGCCCCGCAGGAGAGCGCAGCACCCUCUGGCCCACAGAAGCAGCCAACAUGCCUAUCUCCAAGUGCCCGCCAAAGUCAGAGCCCCUGUGGAAGGCGUGGGACCAGAAGGCCCAGAAGAACGGACUGAGGCACCAGGUGUUCGCUGUCAAUGGUGAUCACUAUGUGGGCAAGUGGAAGGACAACAUGAAACACGGGAAAGGAACACAGGUCUGGAGGAAGAGCGGAGCCACCUAUGAGGGGGACUGGAAAUUUGGGAAGAGAGAUGGCUAUGGUACCCUCAGCCUUUCUGACCAAGAGACCGGAAAGUACAGGAGAGUCUACUCAGGCUGGUGGAAGGGCGAUAAGAAAUGUGGCUAUGGGAUCCAGUUUUUCGGACCCAAGGAGUAUUACGAGGGUGACUGGUGUGGCAACCAGCGCAGCGGAUGGGGCCGCAUGUACUACAGCAACGGAGACAUCUACGAGGGCCAGUGGUGCAACGACAAGCCAGAAGGGGAGGGCAUGUUACGCCUGAAGAACGGGAACCGCUACGAAGGCAACUGGCAGAGAGGCAUGAAGAAUGGGUCGGGGCGCUUCUUCCACCUGGACCAUGGUCAGCUGUUUGAAGGCCUCUGGGUUGACAACAUAGCCAAGUGUGGCACAAUGAUUGACUCUGGCCGUGAUGAGGCCCCCAAGCCCACCCGGUUCCCCAUUCCUGAGGUCAAAAUUCUAGAUCCUGACGGCGUGUUGGCGGAAGCUUUGGCCACGUUCAAGAAGACAGAGGAAGAAGGAGAUUGAUGCCAGCAGGUGGCCCGACCCACGGCAUGGUUCUCAGUCGGUACCUCUGAAGCCGGGAAGCUGAGCCUGGCUGCCUCUGGACACGUAACUAACCAGACACAGAGCCACUCAGUGCUAGGCCCAGCGCUGAGAGCUUUACACGGGUGCUCUCCCAUGACCCCUCAACAACCUAUGAGGUGUCCUGCUAUUAUUCAUGUCAUUUUAGAGGAGGAAACUGAGGUUCAGGGAGACUCGCAAGUCACCAAACUAGAAAGUGACUGUGCUUAAACUUAGGCCUGUCUGCUCUUAAGGUGAGAACGGUGGCAGUGCGUAUAGAAAACUACCAUUUUUUCAGAAAAGGUAGGAUGUGUACUUGUUUAUGUAUAAAAUCUCUAGAUGGGAACAAAAUAAACUGGCAACAAUGGUUGUCUCUGGGAAGAACUGGGAACCUGGGAACAGGGGAGGGACAGCAAUUUUUCACUGCUGUGUUUGGAACCUAUGAAUGUAUUAUCUAUUCAAAACAUAAAAUUGAAAUUAAAGACUGUGUUCUUAACUGCCCGUGUUUCCCUAAGUUGCCUGAGUCUGAGUACCUGAAGUGCUUAUGAAAAAAGAGAUUCCAAAGACACCCAGACCAACUUGA